Messenger RNA from Solanum pennellii, 832 nucleotides. Its product is annotated as transcription factor ORG2-like. The record is from RefSeq and is a predicted model, not a curated record. NCBI's taxonomy places the organism in Eukaryota, Viridiplantae, Streptophyta, Magnoliopsida, Solanales, Solanaceae. Gene Ontology annotation, molecular function: DNA-binding transcription factor activity, RNA polymerase II-specific; protein dimerization activity; RNA polymerase II transcription regulatory region sequence-specific DNA binding. Bases 25 to 777 code for a protein of 250 amino acids. Gene Ontology annotation, cellular component: RNA polymerase II transcription regulator complex. Gene Ontology annotation, biological process: regulation of transcription by RNA polymerase II. The transcript is spliced from 3 exons.
GUCUUAAGAGUGUAAUUACCAAAAAUGCUAGCCAUUUCUUCUCCUAUGAUUUCUACUAAUUAUAUUAAUUUUGGUUGGCUUUUGGAAGAUCCAAAUAGCCAACAAAUUAACAUUAAUCCCAUGGAACCUCUUCAUUCAUCAUCACGAAAAAACCUUCAACACUCUGAUUCAAAUAAAUUUGAUGAGAUUACUAUCAACGGUGGUGAUCAUCAUCAACCCGAUCAAACGGUGAAGAAGCUUAAUCACAACGCAAGUGAACGUGAUCGUAGAAAGAAAAUCAACGACUUAUAUUCUUCUCUUCGUUCUUUACUUCCUCCUUCUGAUCAUAUGAAAAAGCCAAGUAUUCCAUCAACAAUAUCAAAAAUUCUAAAGUACAUACCAGAGUUACAAAGUGAAGUGGAAAGAUUGGUUCAAAAGAAAGAAGAAUUUACAUCAACAUAUGUUUUCAAUAGACAAAAUUUAGGUGAUUUUACCAAACAAAAAAGAAUAAAAGGAGGAAUUGAGAAUUCUUCAUUUGUUAUUUCAACAAGUAAAUUAAGUGAUAAAGAAAUAGUUGUUCAAAUAUCAACUUUGAAGAUCAAUAAAGGUUCAAUUGGUGAGGCUAUUUCACAAUUAGAAGAUGAAGGACUUGUUCUACUAAAUGCAACUUCUUUUGAAACUUUUGAAGAUAGAGUAUUCUAUACCUUGCAUUUUCAGGUUGAACGAAGUAUGGUGGUUGAGAUUGACAUGCUAAGAGACAAACUCUCAUCUUAUUUUGAGAAGGAAGACAAGUUAUAAUUACAACAAUGAAUUUCUAGUUUAAUUUUUAGAAGGAUUUAAUUUAUAUAAAAAU